This is a messenger RNA of Acanthocheilonema viteae, 930 nucleotides long. Lineage: Eukaryota; Metazoa; Nematoda; Chromadorea; Rhabditida; Onchocercidae. The record is from the annotation of a GenBank genome assembly.
AUGCCAAUAAGUGAAUACCCCUCAAAUGACCCUUGUGAAAGUCGAGAAGACAAUGUUCCGAAAUUGGAAAGGUGGUCGUACAGAGAAAAUUUAAACCAUGCUAUUGGACGGAACCUUUUGGCCUAUGGACAUAUAAAAGAUAUUUUGGAAAUUUGUCUAGCAGGUCAUACGACAAAGCACGGCUUUCGGAUCGUUCUUUUGAAUUCAUUUCUGGAAACUCAUCUUUCACCAACCCAAAUCCCAACAUUAUUUGUUUCGGCAAUUCCAUUAAAAUCAGGCGAACCGCUUGUUAGCAAAGUCUUUUAUCCUGAUAGCAUUCGGGAGGACAAACAGGUAUAUUUAUCAGACUUACGAGAACAAUCAUGGUAUUAUAUUUGUAUUGAAUGGGAGAAUUUCAACAGAUACAGUGAAACGACCGGGAUGGAUUGCCGAUUGUUGCGAACUUUGGAUCGUUUUGGAAAAAGUGCGGACACAACAGUGGAGGAUGUUGAAGUAGUCGAGAUUACGGCAACCACAAUGCAAUUCAAAAUUCGCUCCAUUACCAAUUUUCCAAUGAGAACGAUCGCCACAUUGCAAGGCGGCAAUGUACCGCAGAUAGGCUCGCAAGUAUUUGAAUUUCGUGAAUCAUCCGAUCUUGACGUAUUAUUCUCCUUUCUAAAACACGAUACAGAAUAUGGGAAGUUAUGUAUUCGUGAGGAACCGCUUACCCGAGGCUAUACUUCUAUGGGUCGUUAUAUUUCCGGUAUGAGUAUCGAAAAGUGCUAUUUCGGGAAAUUGAAAACAAAAGAUUACGAACUAUCAACAUACGAUAUGGAAGCCAGUCCAUACAGAUUCGCUACUUCUUCCGCUCGCACAAUUUCCAUUAGUCACAGUGUCACUUCUUUACACUUUCUUAUCUUUAUAUUCUUAACAACAGUAAACUGCCCAUAA